ACCGCGAGGAGGAGAAAGAGAGGGGGCGAGCGAGCGAGCGAGCGCGGCCACGCGGGGUGAGCUGUGUGCCGGCCUUCGAGCUGAGCCGGGGACCGAGCCCUGCCUUUAGCGUCCUUGGCGCUCUUUCCCCUGCCUUCCCUUGCGACCUCCUGUCUUCUUCUCCCGAAUCCUCCCGUGCGGGGGACGGGGAGUGGCAAUUCGACGCCGGGUUUGCGGGCUGGCGUCCCACGCCCCCAGCCUCUCCUCGCACGGUUAUGCUGACAGCCGCCUCUUCUGGGGACCACCCCUCUUCUGGUGCCACCUCCACCCUUCCUGUGCGCUCUGCAUCCUCCCUCUUCCCACUUAAAUAAUAUUUGGGAAUUGUUUUACAUUUUUUAAAAGUGCGGGUGGGGGAAGAAUCCGAGUUCUGAGGAGCCGAGGGAAUCAGUGCGGUGUAAAGGAAUUCAUUAGCCAUGGAUGUAUUCAUGAAAGGACUUUCAAAGGCCAAGGAGGGAGUCGUGGCCGCUGCUGAAAAAACCAAGCAGGGUGUAGCAGAAGCAGCGGAAAAGACAAAAGAGGGUGUUCUCUACGUAGGAUCCAAAACUAAGGAAGGAGUGGUUCAUGGUGUGACAACAGUGGCUGAGAAGACCAAAGAGCAAGUGACAAAUGUUGGAGAGGCAGUGGUGACAGGGGUGACUGCAGUAGCACAGAAGACAGUGGAAGGAGCAGGGAGCAUUGCAGCUGCCACUGGCUUUGGCAAAAAGGAUCAGUUGGGCAAGAGUGAGGGAGCCUCCCAGGAAGGAAUUCUGGAAGAUACACCUGUAGAUCCUGACAAUGAGGCUUAUGAAAUGCCUUCUGAGGAAGGGUAUCAGGACUACGAACCUGAAGCCUAAGAAGUGUCUUUGCUCCCAGUUUCCUGAGAUCUGCUGACAGAUGUUUCGCCCUGUACGAGUGCUCAGUUCCAACGUGCCCAGUCAUGACAUUUUCUCAAAGCUUUCAGUGUGUUUUGAAGUCUUCCAUCAGCAGUGAUUGGAGUAUCUGUACCUGCCCCAACUCAGCAUUUCGGUGCUUCCCUCUCACCUAAUAUAUGAUCGCAGGGUCUCUGUGUGCUGUGGAUAUUGUGGCUUCAAAUCUAAAAUGUUAAAUUAAAUUAAAAACACCUAAGUGACUACCACUUAUUUCUAAAUCUUCACUAAUUUUUUGUUGCUGAUGAUGUUGAAAAAUUGUGAGUGAUUUACUAGCAUAUACUAUAAGAUUUUAAGGUGUCUUUUAAUGAUUCUAAAUAUAUUGAUGUAUUGUGAAAUUUAAUACAGUACUUAAAUACGUGAGCAUGAAACUAUGCACCUAUAAAUAUUAACUAUAAAAUGUUAGUUUUGUGAUGUGUUUUCUUAUCUUGUGUUUGUAUAU
Messenger RNA from Eubalaena glacialis (North Atlantic right whale), 1386 nucleotides. RefSeq names its product synuclein alpha (gene SNCA). Bases 453 to 872 code for a protein of 139 amino acids. Gene Ontology annotation, molecular function: cuprous ion binding. Gene Ontology annotation, cellular component: neuronal cell body; cytoplasm; axon terminus. The transcript is spliced from 6 exons. Lineage: Eukaryota; Metazoa; Chordata; Mammalia; Artiodactyla; Balaenidae. Gene Ontology annotation, biological process: regulation of dopamine secretion; synaptic vesicle endocytosis; chemical synaptic transmission. The record is from RefSeq and is a predicted model, not a curated record.